Sipha flava (yellow sugarcane aphid) is the source of this 3371-nucleotide messenger RNA. It is a transcript of the gene Zn72D, whose product is annotated as zinc finger RNA-binding protein. Bases 291 to 3170 code for a protein of 959 amino acids. Gene Ontology annotation, cellular component: precatalytic spliceosome. Gene Ontology annotation, molecular function: double-stranded RNA binding; zinc ion binding; single-stranded RNA binding. The record is from RefSeq and is a predicted model, not a curated record. Lineage: Eukaryota; Metazoa; Arthropoda; Insecta; Hemiptera; Aphididae. The transcript is spliced from 19 exons.
GGAUCCGGACGAACACGGAUGACAGACGUGACGCUAUUACGCCAUUUUAUGUCGGUUGCCGACUGACGAAUUGCUGUGAACAUUGCCGUUCCCGUUUUGCGUGCGAAAAACGUCAUUUUGGUCGCCGACCGUUAUCCUUGUUAGUAGCGGGCGUCUUUUACACGGUGCGUUUACCGGUAUACGGUUAGCCUCACGGUCGCGUCGGUGAUGCGUUGUUGAGCGGCCACCACCGCCUAUUUCAGUCAUCGCUCGACAAUUUUUCCCGGUGAAAUCGAUCCGUCCGCGAUUCAAUGGCCGCCAAUAACUAUUUCGGGUUCGCUCAUGGAGGCACCCAGUACGCUACUGCUACUGGCUAUCAGCCUGCACCACAAGCAGGAUAUGCAGUUCCACCAGCUACUUAUACAACACCUCGAGCUGCUGCAACUGCAUAUGAUGUAGCAUCCUAUCAAACUGCUGCAGCCACACAAUCUGCUUACGCAAAAGCGGCUUAUAACAGUGCUACAUAUGAUACUAGACAAAACGCCUAUGCACAACAAACCUAUCCAACUCAACCUCAAUAUGCACCAUACCAAGCAGUUACUACUUACACCACAGGAGUUGUCCCUAAAAAGCAAUGUCAAGCUAAUGCAGCUGCAUAUGCUACUAGUUCUGCUAUGCAACAAAAAGUUACAUAUCCAAUCCAGUCAGCUUCAGUUGCUUCAAAUCAAGCUACUAAUAAAGGGUAUGAAGCUGUCUAUUCUAAUACAAAUUUUCCCACUCAAAACCAAAAUCAAGUACGACCCAAUAAUGCACAAAAAAGACAAAAUUGGUAUAAAAAAAGUACUACUGGUUUUGCUGGAGGUGCUAAAAGUAGCAACCGGUUAGGUUUUGCUAGUCGAUCUCAGGAAAUUCAUUAUUGUGAAGUAUGUCGUAUUAGUUGUGCAGGAACUCAGACAUAUAAAGAACAUCUGGAUGGGCAAAAACAUAAGAAACGUGAAGCUAAUUCUAAAAUAUCUACAACUAAUGUUGGCAAAACUUCGAAUAAUCCUGCAACUAAAGUAUUCCAUUGUGAUCUCUGCGAUAUUUCUUGUACGGGUGCUGAUUCAUAUGCAGCACAUUUGAGGGGUUCAAAACAUCAGAAAGUUUAUAAUUUGCACACAAAACUUGGUAAACCAAUUCCACCACCUAAUACUGAAACUACUACAGUUGUUUCAAAAGCAGCCACACCCAAAGUUCAUUUUGUUGCUUCUGGAAAAUUGGGUACAGUUGUUCCAAAAAUAGAAUCUAAUGUAUCUCCUGUUGUUACUGUUAAAACUGAAACUAAAUCGUUACCUCCUGUAGUAACUCCAAUUACUACUGGAGAAACUGAUGUUCUGCUUGUUGGAAUGGAAUAUAUAGAAGAAAUAAAGGAUGAAACAGGUAAAAUGGUGAGUUUCAACUGUAAAUUAUGUGAAUGUAAGUUUAACGAUCCCAAUGCCAAGGAAAUGCAUAUGAAGGGUAGAAGACAUAGGCUUUCUUACAAGAAAAAAGUGGAUCCUAGUCUAAUAGUGGAAUUAAAACCAAGUUGGUUUGAAUCUCGUAGAAUGCAGAAAGAUAAACAACAUGAUGGUUCUAGAGUUAGAGAUGAAAGAUCUAACUUUUGGGCUGAUCGUUUUAUGGAUAUGGAAGAUCGAUAUUCAUGGGAAGAUCGUAGGCGUUAUCAAGAAGAAGUGGAGUAUUAUGACUGGUGUAGGUCAAUGGGUCCAAGAAAUAUGGGUCCACCACCUCUUUUUGGUCCUCCUGCUAUGAUAGGGGCUCGACCCCCUCCUCCUCAUUUGAUGAAAUUUGGUCUUGGUAUGAGACCUCAAAUGCAUAACUCAAUGCGACGUUAUGAUACUGUUGAUGACAAACAUAUUAUGGCUAAACACUCUAGUUUGUUCCCAAAGCAGAAUUCAUUAAAAACUUUACAAAAAGCCAUCUCAGACACAGAAAAAGCAUUGAAACUUGCUGCUGAAGAUUUAGUUAAAACUACUCCAGAAGUGAUUGUUCCAGUCCCUGAAAUUCAAGUUGCUGAAAAUACAGAUGUAAAAAAAGAGCAAUCAAAGAAAACCACUACAGCAAAAGAGGAUGGUCGUGAUGGGUCAAUGUUUACUUUUAAUACUGAAAAAGAUGACAUUAAAACUGUUAAGAAGAUGACUGGUUCAAUGCGAGUUGGAGCAUUAUCUAAAGGACUUUUAUUAAUAAACGAAAAUGAUGUUGAUCUAGUAAUCAUAUGUUCAGUACCACCAUCUGUAGCAUUAUUAAAUUCUAUUGUUACUAUUUUACCUGAAAAAUUAAAGAUUGUUGCUAAAGAUGAAAUUUAUAUUGUCAAUAAAUGUGAAGCUGAUGCAAAAUUAACUGUUGAGACUACUGUAGAAGAAGAGAAGUUUGUUGUGAAUGUAACCCUUACAUCACCAUCAAUAAGAGAAGCUAUUUUAAGUGCUGCCGAAGGAGAAAGCCAACAGACGGAACCAGUGGCCAUUGUGCCUGGCGAACACGUUUUGGACAAGACAAAAUGUUUGGAAGCAUUGGCUGCCAUCAGGCAUGCCAAAUGGUUUCAGGCUAGAUUGGGUGUAAUUGCUAAUGGUCCUUUGAUAAUUCGAAUUUUGAAAGAUUUCAUAAUGAGAGAACCUAAAUGGCACCCCUUUACUCCAUGGAUGCUGGAACUCUUUGUUGAACGUGUAUUAACUAGUGCUUUUCCACCUAAUUCACCCAAUGCUGCUGCAGGUUUGAGUCCUGCUGAAUGUUUAAGACGUUUCUUAGAAUCAAUUGCGAGUGGUGCCUUACUGCCAGGUGCUACAGGUAUUCAUUUAAUUGAUCCAUGUGAGAAAGAUCCUAUUGAUGCUUUGGCACCGCUUACAUUACAACAGCGAGAAGAUAUCACACUUUCUGCUCAGAAUGCAUUGCGUUUGCUAACAUUCAGACAAGUUAAUAAAGUGCUUGGGAUGGAAAUGCUACCUAUCAAACAACAGCGUUUUACUCGCAAACGGCGUCGUGAAGGUUCAGCUGGAGAAGGAGUGGAAACUGAUGAUGUUGGAGAAAAUAAGAAGAAAGAUAAAAAAGAAGACGAUAGCACAAAUCAGACACAAACAAAUGAUAUUACUGAUGCUUCUGAUGAAAUUUCUAAUGGCAUUAUUUCUAGUAUGGAAACUGAGAAGAUUGAUACUAAAUAGUGUAAAAAUGAACUAGUCCUUGUAUAUUAACUAUUAUAUUUUUAUGUUAAGGAAUUUAAUUAUACUUUUUAACUCAAAUUUUCUUUGAGAUUAUCAUUUCUCAAUUAUUGACAAUUUAACUGUUGAUUGAUUGUGUAUACUCACUUUCAUGUUUUAUUUAUCGUAAUUCACAUAAGUACAUACAAUAAAGGAUAUGUAUUU